Molecule: messenger RNA, 5247 nt
Organism: Loa loa (African eye worm)
Lineage: Eukaryota; Metazoa; Nematoda; Chromadorea; Rhabditida; Onchocercidae
Exons: 35
Coding region: 1-5247 (1748 amino acids)
Biological process (GO): cell-cell adhesion
Molecular function (GO): protein binding
Source: RefSeq, a predicted model, not a curated record
AUGAUAACACCUUCAGAUUUGCCGAACUAUCAGCAAUCAAGUGUCGUUCUGUCAAUGAACGACACUGGCCGAUGUGUGGUCAGUGCUGACAAAGCUAGCCAUUACUGCGGAGAUAUAGAAGUGACAGCGCCACCAUUUCCUCCUCCCGAUGCUGGUCAGUGUCAUUUUUCGAGUGAAAGUGGCCGUGAGAUUUGUUGGCCACGAUACGAGGAUUUAGACACGACAUGCACCGAUGUAGGAAGUGGAAUGGUUUCGGCACCCGUUAUCAAACAUGCUGCUAUUCGUGCUAUGGCAUUCGUACCGCCAGAUAAUCUCCGACGUCUUGUGCGACAGUACUACCGACAAAAAGGUUUACCCAUCCCAAGAAAUACAACAUUUAGCAAGAAUUCAUUCUUAUUUGCAUUAUACGAAUGCGAUGAAGGGUACGAAUUUGUGGAUGAAGUGAAUUCCAUGUUUUGCAUUAAUCGCCAAUGGGUUGUAACACCACCAAAAUGUCGUGGAAAAGGUUUAUGUGAAGUAGAUAAUGGUGGAUGUAGCCAUUCCUGUCUAUCAAUUGAAGAUCGAGAAGUGGAAUGCCGUUGUCCACAUGGACUGGUUCUUGACAGCGAUCAGAAAACUUGCAUCAAACCGAUCCCAAAGAAUCUGUGUCGCAUUCUGAACAGCUGUUCAUGUACGGCCAUUAAUGAAAACCAAUACUCAUGCACCUGUCCGAAAGGAGAAAAAUGCUUGCUGCUUCGCGGUAGACCAAAGAUUUAUAUUGAACCGGCAGCACCAUAUGAAAUAACACCGGGCGGAAAUUUAAAUAUUACAUGUUCUGCAGUUUCACAUCCAUUUCCACAGAUAUACUGGCAACGUGGUGAUGAAACAGUUGAUAUCGCACCGGUGAAACCAGGAACCGUUCGAAGUGAGCAAAUUCUGAUCAUCAAAGAACUUUACAAAAACACUCAGUUCACUUGUCAUGCCAAUAAUUCACUGGGAAAGGCGGAACGUACAAUUGAAAUCGUUGUCACUGGUCCCGGAUCAGCACCAACAGUUCGCGGUAUUGAUGCUGGCCGUUCAUCAGUUUACGUUCGAUGGGAUCCACCAGUAAUUGUGAAUCGACCGGUUACUUCAUAUACAGUUUAUUAUACAAACAAUGGUCAUCAACCAAUCAAAAACUGGAAGAAAGUAAAUGUUGAAGAACCAAACCGUGAGGUAACAAUCAAGGAUCUUCGGCCUAAUACGCAAUAUUUUAUCCGCUUGAGAGCAAACGAUAAACUAGGCCCAGGACGUCUCUCGAAUCCAGUUUCGCUUAAUACACGUAGACCAGCGGUACGACCGCAGCUAUUCAUUCAAGAGGGUGGCAUGAUAUACGUGGGUCCACUACAGCGAUUCAGCAUUAGUUGUAAUGUGACACGUGGAGAUCCGUCACCUAAAAUUGCUUGGUAUACGAGAGCUCGACCAAUCAAUAAAUCGCAAAGGAAAAAAUUUAUAACAAUGGAGCAUGGCGGUUUGUAUGAAAGCACAAAUUUCUCAUGUGUUGCUGAGAAUGAAGCUGGUCGAACAACAAAGAGAAUACAAGUCAUUGUAACGGGACCAACAUCUCCCGAACGGAUACGCUAUCAAAUUCAUGGUAAUAAUGUCGAUUUACAAUGGGAACCACCGCGUAUCACAAAUGGACCACUGAAGGAUUAUGAUGUAUUGUAUACAGACAAUCCGAACUUACCGGACGAAUAUUGGGAAGUUGUAAAAGCUGGAAGUCCAGAUGCACGUUCCGUACGGAUAUCGAAUUUGAAAGAAAGGAGAGAUUACACGUUCAAAAUACGAGCACACAACGAAUUGGGUCCUGGCCUUUUCAGCAAUCAAUUUACUCUAACAACUUGGCUUGCUGCUCGUCCGCCAACUGUAACGAUCAUUCCUGUUGAAAAGAUAGUGAAAAACCCGAGCAAUGAGGAACUCGUUUUUGAGUGUGAAGCUAUUGGUGUACCGAGACCAAAGAUACUGUGGCUUUGGAGCGGUGGCUUAGUCGAAGAUGGAAAGAACGAAUUUCGAAUUUAUGAUGUGACACCGCCAGAUGUGCAAGAUCGUUCUAACAGCAAAUUAAUUGCUGAGAAGACAAAUCGAGCUGGAGUAGCCACAUGUCAAGCCAUCAAUUCUCAUGGUUCGGAUGAAAAACGUACUGAAGUGAAGAUUCUUGGACCUGGAAGUCCACCUCGAGACAUUUCGACAGUUCCAUUUACAAACGACUUUAAAGUCUCUUGGAAUCCGCCAAAAUAUCCAAACGGGAAGAUUAUACAUUAUAUUAUUUACUAUACGAAAAAUCCAGACGAUAUUCUGGAGGAUUGGGAGAAAACAACUGUAGAAGGUGAUCAGCUGGAGGUAACUAUAUCAGCAGAUGAGGAUACGCCAUACAAUGUGAGGGUACAAGCUGUUACUAAGGAUGGUCCUGGUAUCAUAUCAGAAGCGUAUGAUGUUACUACUGGCAAAAAACCAGUUCCGCUUUUUGUAAAACUGGUCAUAUUGGAUCCUCAAGUAGAGGAAAGUGAUACGGAGACAGUCGUAGAGCCGCUAAAGACGAUUAUAUUUAAAUGUGAUGCGAAAGGAAGACCAGCACCUCAGAUUUCAUACACUUGGCUUCCAUUCAAUGAAACCGAAAGCGGACAGCAACCAAUACCGAUCCCGGCUUAUUCGGAUCCACAAGAAGCGCACCGAUACCAUUCGCUGGAUAUGAACACUAAUACAGCUACUAAACGUGCGUUAAUGUGCAAUGCUCGAAAUACAGAUGGUUCUGUGAGCGACCGACACAUUUUCAAUGUUCUCAAACCAGGCAGCCCACCAGAACAUAUUCAGGCAAUCAUUGAUACGGACAAUCGUGUCACAAUAUCGUGGCAAGAACCAAAAUAUCCUAAUGGACCCAUUGUAAAAUAUAAAGUGUAUGUGACGUCCGAUCCGGGUGAACCGAUCAGUUACUGGAACAUCUAUGAUGUUGAACCGAGUGAAGCGCCACGUUUGGUACUGGAACGUGGUAAAUUACAACCAGAAACACCGUAUUAUUUAAGGGUUGCAGCAGUCGGUCAAGAGGGCGAAGGCUUACAGUCUGAUAUCGUUUUAUUUGAAACAGUUAGUGGAGCACCAAUCGAUGCGCCCAAGGAUGUGCUGGCAACAGUGGAGCAGGACAACACUAUGGAUAUAUCUUGGACAGGACCAAGUGCUUACACGGUCUACUUCACUCCGUUGGAUCAGUAUCAAACAUCGGAUGAUGCUUACAAACAAUGGGAUAAAAUUAUCGUUCAAAGCAAUGACAAUUUUGGAACCUUACGCUUGAAUAAAGAUGCCCACGACAUUCUGCCCAAUCGAUUGUACCGAGUUCGGGUGUCUGCAACUAACGACCUAUCGGAGGGUCCAGCAAGUGAAUCUGUAACAGUCAGGACAGAAAGUGGAGAAACACCCCCGAUAAUAUUUCUGGAACCGGCUGAUAAUCCAGUCACCGUAGCACCGUAUGGUUCAAUAUCUGUGCGAUGCACUGCAACAGGAAUACCGCCACCUACCAUUAUGUGGAUUAUUGGUACAAAUGCUAGUGACGUCAUACGAGGAUCAGUCCUUCAAUUAACCAAUCUCCGGAAGGAUGAAACUGCAACUUGCAUGGCUGAAAAUAACGCUGGACAAGUUCAAGAAGUGUUGCAAAUACUUGUAGCUGGACCUGGAACUCCACCAAACGAGAUUGUCGCUUUUCCUCUAGAAAAUCAACAAGCAAACAUAGAGUGGACGACGCCGGACAGUCCGAACGGACGAAUUACUGAUUACGUUAUUCAUUACGGCGAAGUUUUUAAUGGAGAAGCUCUUCCACGUAUCUGGGAAGCUGUACGAGUAUCAGCUGAAGAACCACAAAAGUAUCGUCUUGCUGGAUUAAAACCAAAAACUAAUUAUGCGAUUCGACUGCAAGGGAUCAGUGAUCGUGGACCGGGUGUUUUAUCCGACCCGAUCAAAAUAACAACGCUACCACUAGCGCCUGCUAUUGUCCAACCAGCUGAUAUAAAAGUCCAUGAAAAUAAUACUGUUGCUAUCCAGUUCGAUGCACCGAGGGAUCCUGAAGAUCCAGGAAAACCCAUCAAGGAAUUCGUUAUCCACUAUACAGAUGAGGAUCCAUCGAGUGAAAGUGCGCAAUGGAGAGAAGUGUUUUGGACGGAACCAGAUGACGACUUUUCAGUUAGCAUUCCCAUCGGCGGCGAACAUUUCAAGCCAGAUACCAAGUAUUCAAUCAAAAUAACAGCUCGCGGCGAAAUCGACAGCCCACCGUCGGAGCCAAUUGUCUUUCAAACGGGAGAUGGAAUUAUUCCGCCAGAAAAACCACAAAUCAAUGUUGAUGUACCAGAUAACGUGAUACGUGUACCAGCUGGUAGUGAUUAUACAGUUGGCUGUUCAUCAAGCGGAUUUCCCGCCCCCCGAGUUUUUUGGCCUCUCAGCGAUGGACCGAUGCUGAGAUUACAAGAUGUAAAAGAAACCGUACAAACAAAAUGUGUUGCUGAAAAUAAAGGUGGACGAGCUGAAACUCCGUUUGAAAUUUUCGUCACUGGUCCUGGGAAUGCACCAAGUAACAUUCGCUUAAAUUCGGUAAAACCGCGUACUAUUUAUAUUGAUUGGGAACCACCAACGAUACCGAAUGGAAAUAUUACUCGUUAUAUUAUUUAUUACACUCCUCUUGAUGAUCAGAAUAUAGUUUAUCAAAUGGGACAAAUUCCAAAAAAGCCAAUAACCGAAUGGAUGACAUCCCAUAAAGAUAACGAACCACUGACUGGGGUGCCGCAGCGGGCUGACCUAGUAGAUUUUGUUGAACCGGAUACUGCUUAUGCUGUGGUGCUACAAGCUGUCAACCAGGAUGGACCCGGACCAUAUUCCGAGCAACAUACCAUCCGAACGAUGUCACGCGCUCGAGAGGGUCCACCGCUUGACCUAAGGGUUGAACCAGAAAGUCAGCGAUCGGCAAAUGUUGAAUGGCAUAGGCCAAUUACUAGCGAACAACCACCGAUUGGCUAUGAAUUGUAUUACAUUAAAGCAGACACUAAAAUCUGGGAAAACGAUUUAGCUAGCAUCGACGACUGGUAUGCUUUUCGAUUGAGGAAAACUGUGAGAAACGAUAAAUUGAGGCCUUCUGAAGUAAAUUCUUUUGUGGUUAAGUUAAGUUUCACGAACGAAGAUUUGGGAAGGGUUCUGUCCACGCUUGCCGCAAAUGCUACAAAUGUGAGUGUAUUUCUCGAGCCUACGCAAUAG